AUGCCUCCCCGCUCCCAGCUUGAGAUCAACACCUCCUCCGUCCUCCGCUUGGUGAAGGAGGAGGCCUCGUAUCACCGCGAGGCGGUGGAGCAGGCUGAGCGUAUCAAGAAGCUCGAGAAUGACAAGAGCGAAGAUGAGAAUCGCGAGUAUCUGUUGCAGCAGGAGCACCGUGCUCUCGAGGAGACCAAGAAGGUUUUCCCUUCUUUGAAGAAGAAGCUUGCAGAGACCGUGAGGGAACUGCAGUCCCUCAUUGCCGAGGAAGCUGCCAAGGGCUCUGAGAGCAACGUGGCACACAUCACUGCGGCGAAGGAGGCCAUCGCCCAGGCCAAGACCGCAGAGCGCGAGGUUUCUUGA
Molecule: messenger RNA, 354 nt
Organism: Penicillium cataractarum
Lineage: Eukaryota; Fungi; Ascomycota; Eurotiomycetes; Eurotiales; Aspergillaceae
Product: putative tubulin-specific chaperone Rbl2
Exons: 3
Coding region: 1-354 (117 amino acids)
Biological process (GO): tubulin complex assembly; post-chaperonin tubulin folding pathway
Cellular component (GO): cytosol; microtubule cytoskeleton
Molecular function (GO): beta-tubulin binding
Source: RefSeq, a predicted model, not a curated record